Molecule: messenger RNA, 1106 nt
Organism: Scheffersomyces stipitis CBS 6054
Lineage: Eukaryota; Fungi; Ascomycota; Pichiomycetes; Serinales; Debaryomycetaceae
Product: mitochondrial 37S ribosomal protein uS5m
Exons: 1
Coding region: 18-1049 (343 amino acids)
Biological process (GO): translation
Cellular component (GO): ribosome
Molecular function (GO): RNA binding; structural constituent of ribosome
Source: RefSeq, a predicted model, not a curated record
AGCAGUGAGACGGCAUAAUGUUAAAGAGCACGUUUCAGCCUGCUCUUUCGGCCGGAAUAAUAAAAAGAUGUUUAACAUCUUCGGCCAGAAUAUACCAGCAAUCUUCCAAAUCACAAGGAAUACCAAAGGCUACAGAGAUAGAGCCAGAAACCAACCGCAAGGUUCAGCAGCAUUUGGAAUUCCUCAAGAAAUACUACACACCAGAAUUGUUACAGAGCAUUCAGAUCUCUGAGUCGUUAAUUGAUCCUAGAGACGUGUUGGAGUUGAAAAAGAAGGGAUUCAGAGCUAAAUCUAAAGUAGCACCAGGAGAUGCAUUGUCAGACUAUUCCAAGACAGAUCCUGUCUGGGAAGAACCCAUUAUAUAUCCAAACCAAGGUGAAGGUCGUACUCCAUACCCCAAGAUCCCAGAUAUUCAAGGUCCAGACAGAACUGACUUGAAGCUUCGUUUCAAGGAUGAGAACACUCUCAAGAGAAAAGAAACAGCAGCCACAUCCACAAGAAAAAUCGCUGAAGAGUUGGCGAAGUUGACCGGUUUGGAUGCUGGAUACAUCAGAGGGUUGUAUGUGCGUCCUAUCAUAAUGAAGAGAGUGUCAUUGAAGACAUCCAAGGGAAACAUCCCCAAUUUCUUUGUGUUAACUGUAGUAGGAGACAGAAACGGUACCAUUGGCUUAGGUAUUGGUAAAUCCAGAGACGGUAUCAGAACAGCUGCUGUCAAAGCCCACUGGAAUGCUGUCAAGAACUUAACACCUAUCCCCAGAUACGAAGAAAGAACCAUUCUUGGAGACUUUGAAUACAAAUACCAUGCUGUCAAGUUGUUCAUGAGAUCUGCUCCUGCAGGUUUUGGCUUAAGAGUCAACAGAAACAUUUUUGAAAUCUGCCAAGCUGCUGGUAUCAAGGACUUGAGAGGUAAAGUGUACAAAUCGAGAAACCCAUUGUUGGUUUGUCAGGGUUUUGUAGAAGCCUUGACUAAGCAGAGGUCCAUUGAAGACUUGGCUGCCUCCAGAGGUAAGAAGAUUGUCGACUUGAGAAAGGUUUACUACUCCCAUUAGAACAUAGCACGCAUAACUGUACAUAGCAUCGUAUAUGCAUAUAUAUAUAUCCUCAGG